Messenger RNA from Nelumbo nucifera (sacred lotus), 1844 nucleotides. RefSeq names its product dnaJ protein homolog. Gene Ontology annotation, biological process: protein folding; response to heat. Gene Ontology annotation, molecular function: ATP binding; Hsp70 protein binding. NCBI's taxonomy places the organism in Eukaryota, Viridiplantae, Streptophyta, Magnoliopsida, Proteales, Nelumbonaceae. The record is from RefSeq and is a predicted model, not a curated record.
CCAUCAGUCGUUGCCUCUGUCGCCUUUUUGCGUGCCCGUGGCUCUCAAUUCACGAAGCUCCGGCUACCAGCCGAUCGCUGGAGUCUUCCCUUCGUUAUUAGGGUUUCAUCUGCGUUAACGGAUAAAUCGAUCUCAGAUCGAGUGGCUCUUUCAAGUUUCAACUACACUGUGAAGCCGUGAGGGUUUUUGACCGGAACUAGGGUUUUGGCUGUGUGAGGUUUGAUUGAAAGGUUGGAGUUUGAAGGCUUGAUCUGCUGGUUCUGGUCGUUUGAUCGCUUGGAGAAAGGAAGGUUUUCUUUUUUUCUGUUGGGAUUUUGAUAUUGAGGGAAGAUGUUCGGAAGAGCGCCUAAGAAAAGUGACAAUACCAGGUAUUAUGAGAUUCUCGGGGUCUCGAAAAAUGCUUCGCAGGAAGACUUGAAGAAGGCUUACAAGAAGGCGGCCAUUAAGAAUCAUCCGGACAAGGGAGGAGAUCCUGAGAAGUUCAAGGAGUUGGCUCAGGCUUAUGAGGUUCUGAGCGACCCGGAUAAGCGAGACAUAUAUGAUCAAUAUGGAGAGGACGCUCUCAAGGAAGGAAUGAGUGGAGGAGGAGGUGGCCAUGAUCCAUUUGACAUCUUCCAGUCCUUCUUUGGUGGCAGCCCAUUUGGAGGUGGUGGUAGCAGCAGGGGACGAAGGCAGAGAAGGGGAGAGGAUGUUAUCCAUCCUCUGAAAGUCUCUUUGGAGGACCUAUACAUGGGCACAUCUAAGAAACUCUCGCUUUCCAGGAACGUGAUAUGCUCCAAGUGUAAGGGCAAAGGAUCAAAAUCGGGUGCUUCCAUGAAAUGCUCUGGUUGUCAAGGAUCUGGUAUGAAGGUUUCCAUCAGGCACCUUGGCCCCUCAAUGAUUCAGCAGAUGCAGCACCCUUGCAAUGAGUGCAAAGGAACUGGGGAGACCAUCAACGACAAGGACCGGUGCCCACAGUGCAAAGGUGAGAAAGUUGUUCAAGAGAAGAAGGUGCUGGAGGUCAUUGUUGACAAGGGUAUGCAGAAUGGACAGAGAAUAACGUUCCAAGGAGAGGCUGAUGAGGCGCCUGACACAAUCACAGGGGAUAUAGUCUUCGUUCUGCAGCAGAAGGAACAUCCCAAGUUCAAGAGAAAGGGAGAUGAUAUCUUCUAUGAGCACACCUUGUCUCUAACUGAGGCCUUGUGUGGAUUCCAGUUUGUACUGACUCACUUGGAUAACAGGCAGCUCCUCAUUAAAUCUAACCCCGGGGAAGUAGUGAAGCCUGAUCAAUUCAAGGCAAUCAAUGAUGAAGGCAUGCCAAUGUACCAGAAGCCAUUCAUGAGGGGGAAGCUGUACAUUCACUUCACAGUUGAGUUCCCGGACUCAUUGACCAUGGAGCAGUGCAAGGCGUUGGAGGCCGUGCUCCCACCGAGAACAUCCCAGCAGCUGACGGACAUGGAGCUGGAUGAGUGUGAGGAGACAACACUGCAUGAUGUCAACAUUGAGGAAGAGAUGCGGAGGAAGCAAGCUCAAGCCCAAGAGGCCUACGAAGAAGAUGAGGAUGCUCAUGGUGGUGCGCAAAGGGUACAGUGUGCUCAGCAGUGAGGAUUUGUCUUCUCCUAGAGAAGACAACUGGAGGUGUCUCUUCAAGGUCGUAAUCCGGGAUGGGGUUUAAGGUGCUUGUGCCUUCUGUCAAAGAGGGGCAAUGCGAGAUUAUCAACAGCAAAUCUAAACUGUGCUGAUUCAGUGUGCUUGUUGUUGAAGACGUAUGAAUGUGGGGAAGUUUUUUAGUGGAAAACAUUCUUCUAUUUGAACUUACAGUGCUACCUACUAAUAUUCAUAAAAACUGUUCUAUCAGGCUGUCA